CUAGGGAGAUUCUGGCAAUGGUUAACACAGCCACUCUCCAAUACUUCUGAUUACUCGUUUGAUCCUCAUAAAUAUUUACCACAUAGAUGUUUUCUCUCUUUUUACAUCUGCGUUUUUCUCUUUGUAGAAUUCAUAAUGGAUGUAAAGCGGCUGUUCUCAAGACUCAAGGAGGGGCUUGGACACAGCCCUGUUGUGGCAAAUGUGAUUUUUGCCUUCCUCAUGGCUCUCAUAGAGAAGAUACUGGGGGCAGCAUUUGCUUGCCCUUGCGAUCCUAAAUGGAACAGUUUUUUUGCUGCUGCGUUUUUCAUUAUUCCUGCUUGUACAGCAUUUCUGCUGAUGAUGGUGAUAUAUAGAUUCGGGGAUAGAGAUGAUGAAGAUGAUUCUGACAAAUGGUGGUCCUGCCUUUUACCCCCCGUGGUGUGGCAGGUUAUCAUUUUCCUUGAUGGUCAAUACUUUGUCUGUGCAAUGACAGACUGGCCAGGCAAAUUUGUUUCUGUUGACAAAACGUAUCUGAAAUGGUGUGAACCAACCAACAUGACAAGAUCAGAGGAACUCAUGGAUCAUUCACACAGAUAUUAUAUUCUGUCUCAGGGAAUCGGACUUUGUCUGCUCCUUCUUUUGACCGUGCUUCUCCUUGUUUAUGUGAUCAUUAAGUACAUGAAGAAACCUGACAAAAAGACUAAAGGAACACAGAGAUCAUCAGCUUCCUCUGCCUCCUCUCAUCUAGUGUCCAAACAAUCAGUUACAACAUAAAGACAGACAAUGUACAUAGAAACAACUAUCUUAGCAUGGCCCAUCUAUAUUUAAACAUUUUUUAGUAGCUAACAAGUAAAAGAAAUGAAAUCAUUAAAAUAAGGAUCAAUUUUAUUGAUCCUAAUUACAUUAAUUGUAUGAAAUGUUAAACAAAUAUAGUGUUUAGUGUUUUAUAUAUUUUGUUGGUGAGUAAGAAUUAAAAGAAUAUAUAUUCUUAACAUUUCUAGAUAUCAUCAUGUAUUUUAGAUUACAUGGUAUGUUUUUUUACAACAUUGUCAAAAUUUACCAUAAACAUAGAACUGUAAAUGUAAUGCUUAAUGUUGUGAACUUACAACAGAAAGGCUCAAACCAAGUUAACCACCAUCCAUUUUCAGUUUACAUGUAUUCAGUAUUUGGGAACAUUAAAAUAACAGGAUUGGAAACGUUUGUGUUUAUGAGAAUAUAAUGGAAAAGAUAUUAUGAAAGAAAUACAGCCACGAUGGUGUGAAACAUUUUUAAGUGUGACAUACAUUAGAGUGGUUCAGCUUCCUCAAUCUCAGACACACACACAAAAUGAAACUGAUGAAUUCAGCUUUUUAUUAGCUGUUAGACCACUGCUGCAAUCAUUUCCUCCACAGUCAAUCAAGACUGAAAUGCACCAUACAAAUACCAUUUAUUACAUUGUUUUAAAUCACAUUAUAUUUCACAAUCCAAAUAUAUGUUUAUUCACUGCCACAUAGACACCAUUAUCCCUAAUAUAUGUGAAGAAUGUGAUGAAGAGGAUGCUUGAUGACAGCUUAAUGUGUGUUUGAUUUGUAAUACAUCUUUAAAAUUACAAUCCUGUUGGUAUAAUUUAUUGUGGUUGUAACAACUAAUCAGAUGAAUGUGUGCUGAAUGUUGUCAAUUUUAACAAUUGCAUACAGAAUUGUAGCAUUGAUGUAUUACUUGAUUUUCACAUACAAAACCUACAUUUCAUUCUUCAAAUGAUGUUAUUUUUCUCCCAAUAAAAAUCUAUCAUAACAUUAAAUGCUCUAAGCAAUACUAUUUACCAAAGUUGUGAUGUCAUCAGCAAACAGGUAAACAAACCAGGACAUUACUGUUAGGAGCAGAUGAUGGGCUCCUUUAUGUAUAUGUCAUAGUCUGUCUAAAGCACUGCUUGUUCCAGUGGUUUCAUCAGCUGAUUUCUGUGCAGCCUUAAGAGCCUCUGCAUGUUUUCUUUCUGAGAGGAAUUAUAAAUAAUUGUCCAUUGUAAAGUAUCUUCGUUCUUAUUCUUCAGAGGUUGGAAUUAAAUGGAAAAUAUCAGUAUUUUACAACAUUUGUAGUAAAAAUGGUGAUUGCAUUUUGGCUCAGUAAACUGGUUUACUUACCUGAUAACAGCCAAAGACCAACAGACUUGAGUGUCACAUCUUUUAUUGUACAUGUUCAGGGUAAUAUCUGCACAACAAUCAAAGAUGAAUCCUUCAGAUAUACAGUAGAUGUUCGCUCUCAUAUAGCAUAAUCCAUAAACAGGACAUGUCAAACAUGCCAUAUUCAUUUUUGUAACAGUGCAAGAUGAAAAUGUCUAAUUAACUUUCACUCUUAAAACUCACGAGACCUUUUAGUCUAGACCUCUAUAUGCACGUAGAUCUUGUCAGGUAUAGGUUUUGCUUGACCAAGAUCUAAUUAAAAGUGGGCUAUAUUGAGGACAAGUGACAAAAGAACAAAUAAGCACAGAUCAAAACCACAAUACAAAAGAAAGAAGCUGAAGGGGGAAAAAACAUCUUAUAACACUGAGCAGUUGAAAGAGUUUCACUUUAAGUAAUCAGUCCUCAAGAAGAAUAUUUUUCUGUUUGAACUUAAAGGUUGGUACAUCUUACUUUAAUGUUUAUUCUGAAUGCACAAUUACAAACUGGGAGACAGUUAACAACUAAUUUAGUGUAUACGUUUGAAAAUCUUCAAAUUAUUAUAUU
Thunnus maccoyii (southern bluefin tuna) is the source of this 2681-nucleotide messenger RNA. RefSeq lists its product as uncharacterized. The transcript has 2 exons. Bases 136 to 753 code for a protein of 205 amino acids. Lineage: Eukaryota; Metazoa; Chordata; Actinopteri; Scombriformes; Scombridae. Gene Ontology annotation, molecular function: monoatomic cation channel activity. The record is from RefSeq and is a predicted model, not a curated record.